AUGACAUCGUCAGGCAUUGGUGACAUGUUAUUAGAAAAAUCUGAACAGCUAAAACAACAGAAAGAAAAAGUAACAAUUACAGUAACACCAGCGACAAAGAAAACAACAAAAGGCUUUGAAAUUAACUCACCCAAAAGUCUUACACCAAGUGGCUCAGGUCGCAAUUCACCAGAUGAUGAAGCAAAACUUAUGAAAGCGAAGGAAGCGAUCAGAAAUGCUCGUGAAUUAUUUGAAAAAGAACGUGGGGAAGAGAAACAACAAGUUCAUUUGGUUAUCAUUGGACAUGUUGAUGCCGGAAAGUCUACGAUGAUGGGACAUUUGUUAUAUGACUUGGGAAAUGUUCCACAACGUGUUAUGCAUAAAUAUGAGCAGGAAAGUAAGAAAAUUGGUAAGCAAAGUUUCAUGUAUGCGUGGAUUCUCGAUGAAACUGGCGAGGAAAGAACACGAGGCAUCACCAUGGAUUGUGGCUUUCAAAGAUUUGAAACACCUACAAAGCAGAUAACACUUCUCGAUGCUCCUGGUCAUCGCGAUUUCAUCCCCAACAUGAUAUGUGGAGCGACUCAAGCUGAUUGCUCCAUUCUCGUUGUCGAUGCAACUCGAGGUGAAUUUGAAACUGGAUUUGAACAAGGUGGACAAACAAGAGAACAUGCGUUGUUAGUUCGAUCAUUGGGCGUCAGUCAAAUUUGUGUUGCUGUUAAUAAACUUGAUAAUGAGAAUUGGUCUAAAGACAGAUUCGAUGAUAUUGUAGGUAAACUCAAAAUCUUUCUUAAACAGGCUGGUUUUAAAGAAUCAGAUGUGACUUACAUACCAUGCUCCGGAUUGACAGGUGAAAAUCUCGUAAAGCCAGCAAGUGUUAAAGAGUUAACAAUGUGGUACAAUGGACCAACAUUGUUGAAUGUUGUUGACAAUUUUAAGACUCCCGAGCGAUCAAUUGACAAAGCAUUCCGAAUGUCAGUGUCAGAUGUUUAUAAAGGUUUGACAUCAGGCUUUUGUCUCUCAGGUCGUAUUGCAAGUGGACACGUUUGUGUCAAUGACAAAAUUAUUGUGUGCCCGUCGAAAGAAUUAGGACAAGUUAAGAAUCUUACAAUAGACGAGAUGCCUGUAAAUGCAGCAUUUGCUGGUGAUCAAGUAUCAGUGACACUUUCAGGUGUAGAUGCCUCCAAUGUAUCGAUUGGCUCGAUCCUUUCCGAUGUGAAUAAUCCAGUUCCAUUAGCGACAAAGAUUCAAGUGAGAAUUAUUGUGUUCAACGUCAAAACUCCAAUAACAAUCGGAUAUCCAGUUUUACUACACCACCAUUCGUUGGUUGAACCUGCUACUGUCUCAAAACUCAAAGCACAGCUACAUAAAGGAACGGGGGAGGUCAUCAAGAAGAAUCCAAGAGUUUUAGGGAAUAAUUCAUGUGCAUUAAUUGAAUUAUCUUUCCAACGCCCAAUAGCAAUUGAGCGUUACUCAGAUUUAAAGGAAAUGGGAAGAGUGAUGUUGAGAGUAGGUGGUGUAACCAUUGCUGCUGGUCUUGUCACUGAUAUCGUGAAUUCUUGAAAAACAAAGAAAAAUUUGUGUCUUCAUUGAGUCUUAUCGAAAUAAAAAUAAAAUUCGAAGUUAAGAAAA
This is a messenger RNA of Clunio marinus, 1608 nucleotides long. The record is from the annotation of a GenBank genome assembly. NCBI's taxonomy places the organism in Eukaryota, Metazoa, Arthropoda, Insecta, Diptera, Chironomidae.